Messenger RNA from Nicotiana attenuata, 1314 nucleotides. Its product is annotated as truncated transcription factor CAULIFLOWER A-like. The transcript has 8 exons. Lineage: Eukaryota; Viridiplantae; Streptophyta; Magnoliopsida; Solanales; Solanaceae. Gene Ontology annotation, cellular component: nucleus. Gene Ontology annotation, biological process: positive regulation of transcription by RNA polymerase II. The coding region runs from base 349 to 1098 and encodes 249 amino acids. Gene Ontology annotation, molecular function: DNA-binding transcription factor activity, RNA polymerase II-specific; protein dimerization activity; RNA polymerase II cis-regulatory region sequence-specific DNA binding. The record is from RefSeq and is a predicted model, not a curated record.
UCAAGCAGACCCCCAACCCCUACACCCUUGUCCUCGUGUUUCUUCUCCAUAUAUGCUCCCUAAUUUAAUUUCACUAAUCCAAACACACCUCUUUUUCAUUCACAUGGUAGGGGACAACCUUAAUUACUUGUCUUUCUUUCAACCUUACUUAGUAUCCGCCAAAUUAAUUCCUUAAAUGCUCCAAGAAGCCAACCGAAAUGACUCAAUAAGAACUUCAUCCUCAACCACUUUCUUUCUUGAGGAAUAAACUACUUUUGGAUUUAGGACUUCCAAACACAAGUAGUAGAUUUUUUUUGUUUGAACCAUUCGAUAUCUGAAAUUCAUUAGUCCGACUAAUCUUGUACAAAAAUGGGAAGAGGUAGGGUUCAGUUGAAACGGAUCGAAAACAAGAUCAGCAGGCAAGUCACUUUCUCGAAGAGACGCUCUGGAUUGUUGAAGAAAGCAAAUGAGAUCUCCGUUUUGUGUGAUGCUGAUGUUGCCUUGAUCGUUUUCUCCACCAAAGGCAAGCUCUUUGAGUAUUCCUCCGAGUCCAGCAUGGAAAGUAUUCUGGAAAGAUACGAAAGGUAUUCAUAUGCAGAGAGAAAGUUGAAUGCCAAUGACGUUGAUCCCAUGGAAAAUUGGACUGUAGAGUACCCGAAGCUCAUGUCAAGGAUUGAACUUAUACAAAGAAACAUAAGGCAUUAUACGGGCCAGGAUCUGGAGCCUCUUAGUUUGCGAGAGCUACAGAGUUUAGAGCAACAGAUGGAUACAGCAUUGAAGCGAAUACGAAGCAGGAAGAAUCAAGUGAUGCACGAGUCCAUUUCUGAGCUGCAGAAAAAGGAGAAAGCGCUGCAAGAACAAAACAACUCGAUGACUAAGAAGCUGAAAGACAAAGAUAAAAAGCAAAGUGGUCAAACACAACCCACUUCAGGCCAAAACUCUGCAACCUUUAUGCUACCUCAGCAGCCUCCACCACAAUCUCGCCAACUUCCUAACCUAACAAUUGGUGGACCAUUUGAAGCAACAAGGGUAAGGAACAGAGAUGGAGGUCAAGCUCACUAUGGUUCUAAUUCCCUGAUGCCGCCAUGGAUGAUCCGCCAUGUCAACACUGAUGGGUGAAAACAAGAUGUAAUAUUGGAAGUUGGAACCCCACUGUGCUGUAGAUGCAUGUACUCGCUCCCACUAUAGUACGUAGGCAUUGCCUCUGCAACAGCUAGAUCAUAUAGAUGUACCCAUGUCUAUCUGUAUAUGUUCCAAUCAAUGAAUUUUCCAGCUUGUAUGGAUCAUUAUCGCCAUGAAUGAUAAAUGUAGCCUUAUCUCAGCUGCUUUUUUAGA